Messenger RNA from Chrysochloris asiatica (Cape golden mole), 972 nucleotides. It is a transcript of the gene HSD17B8, whose product is annotated as hydroxysteroid (17-beta) dehydrogenase 8. NCBI's taxonomy places the organism in Eukaryota, Metazoa, Chordata, Mammalia, Afrosoricida, Chrysochloridae. Gene Ontology annotation, molecular function: estradiol 17-beta-dehydrogenase [NAD(P)+] activity. Gene Ontology annotation, biological process: estrogen biosynthetic process. The coding region runs from base 27 to 806 and encodes 259 amino acids. The transcript has 9 exons. The record is from RefSeq and is a predicted model, not a curated record.
UGGUGUCUGCCCUUCCGCAGCCCUCCAUGGCGUCUCAGCUCCGACUUCGCUCUGCGCUGGCCUUGGUCACAGGUGCGGGCAGCGGCAUUGGCCGGGCCAUUAGCAUGCGCCUGGCCAGAGAGGGAGCCUCCGUGGCCGCCUGCGACCUAGAUGGGGCAGCGGCACAGGAGACAGUGCGGCUGCUAGGCGAGCUGGGGAGCGAGGAGGGGGUGCCCAACGGGACCCACGCUGCCUUCCAAACUGACGUGUCUGAGGCGGCGGCGGCUAGGCGCCUGCUGGAACAAGUACAGGCCAACUUUUCUCGGCCGCCAUCUGUUGUUGUGUCCUGCGCAGGCAUCACUCGGGAUGAGUUUUUGCUGCACAUGUCUGAGGAUGACUGGGACAAAGUCAUAGCUGUCAACCUCAAGGGCACUUUUCUAGUCACUCAGGCUGCAGCCCAAGCCCUGGUAUCCAAUGGUUGUCACGGCUCCAUCAUCAACAUCAGUAGCAUCGUAGGAAAGGUGGGAAAUGUGGGACAGACAAACUAUGCUGCCUCCAAGGCCGGAGUGAUUGGGAUGACCCAGACAGUAGCCCGGGAGCUUGGACGACACGGGAUCCGCUGUAACUCUGUCCUCCCAGGGUUCAUUGCUACACCCAUGACACAGAAAGUGCCUCAAAAAGUGCUGAACAAGGUGACUGGAAUGAUCCCGAUGGGACAUAUGGGGAACCCUGAGGAUGUGGCAGAUGUAGUCGCAUUCUUGGCAUCUGAAGACAGUGGCUACAUCACAGGAACCUCAGUGGAAGUCACUGGAGGUCUUUUCAUGUAACUGCCUUGAGGACCCUGGACUCUGCUCACUCCCCCACCACCCUGCCUGGCCUCCUGCUGAUGAGGACUCUAAGUUCCCAGGCUACAAAGGGGUGGUAGUGUAUGGCUGGGAAUGCUGAAUAUGGGAGGCAGGGGUGCUUGUGACCCUAAUAAAUUCCAAAUCCUCU